Cannabis sativa is the source of this 2333-nucleotide messenger RNA. Its product is annotated as serine/threonine-protein kinase STY13. The transcript has 6 exons. The record is from RefSeq and is a predicted model, not a curated record. Gene Ontology annotation, molecular function: ATP binding; protein kinase activity. NCBI's taxonomy places the organism in Eukaryota, Viridiplantae, Streptophyta, Magnoliopsida, Rosales, Cannabaceae. Gene Ontology annotation, biological process: protein phosphorylation. Bases 869 to 1930 code for a protein of 353 amino acids.
AUCCAAUUAUAUGAUAAGCACCAAAAGCUCUCUCUCUCUCUCUCUCACAAGAUUUUCUUCAACUCACAUUCUGUCUCUCUAGGCUCUAAUACCUAUUUUAUUAUUAUUUUUUAUAUAUAUAAAUAAUAAAAUUAAAUAAUUAUUAAAAAUUUGUAAGAGAGCACACUGUUUCUGACAAGGACAAUUCCCUCACCGCGGCUUUAUCUACAGAUCGAGAACAGAGCAGUUCAUUCCUUCCAACGCGUGAAAAAUAAACCAAAAAGAUCAUUUUUUUUUUCAUUUUCAACACAAACCCACCUCUCAUUACACCACCAUCUUCUCAAAUCUUCAUCUGGGUCAUCGAGUUUCGGCCACCAUUGAUUGAUUUUCAGAGCUUCUUCCCCCUCUGGUUUUUGUUUUUUUUCUUUUCUUCCCCCAUAAAUUAGCUUCACUACUCUGCUCUUUCUGACAGAGCUUUAUUUUUUGUUUGAGUUGGUUUUGAUUUUGGUUUUUUUAAUAAAUUUUCUGGCUUUUGUUGGUGGGUGGCCUCCGAGUGAUGUUCUCUGCCUCCGAAUGAAGGCACAUGGCAGAUAUUUUAUAGCUUUUUUUAUAGCGUGAUUUUGGGGAUGGGUCUGUGUUGUAAGUCUUGCCAUGUGUACAAACCUCACAACAUAUAUAUUUUCUUUCUCUACAUCUAGCUCAAAUCUCUCUCUCUCUCUCUCUCUCUCUCUCUCUCUCUCUCUCUUCUGUCCUAAAACAUAGUAGUGUUUGUUUUAUUUUUUGAAUAAAAAUUGGAACUUGGGUAAGAAUUUGAGUUUACUUGAAAAAGGGUAUGGUUUGUUAAGUACUGGUUGGCUUGGUUUGGUUUGGGUUUAGCACAGAGAAAAGUAUGGGAUCUGGUAAUGGGGUUUACUCGGUUGACGAGUUUAGUUUAGAUGCCAAGUGGUUGAUCGAUCCAAAACAUCUUUUUGUUGGACCGAGGAUUGGGGAAGGUGCACACGCCAAAGUGUACGAAGGAAAAUAUAAGAAUCAGACUGUUGCUGUUAAAAUUGUUCAUAGAGGAGAUACACCAGAAGAAAUUGCCAAGAGAGAAGGGAGGUUUGCAAGAGAGGUUGCAAUGUUGUCUAAAGUUCAGCACAAAAAUUUAGUGAAGUUUAUUGGAGCUUGCAAGGAACCUGUCAUGGUCAUAGUGACAGAGCUUCUGUUAGGUGGGACAUUGCGGAAAUACUUGUUUAAUAUGCGGCCAAGAUGCUUGGAUACGCGUGUGGCAGUCGGGUUUGCGCUUGAUAUUGCUCGUGCAAUGGAAUGCUUGCACUCUCAUGGGAUCAUUCACCGUGACCUCAAACCCGAGAACUUGAUUUUGACUGCAGACCAUAAAACGGUUAAACUCGCCGACUUUGGCUUAGCUAGAGAAGAGACACUCACAGAGAUGAUGACUGCUGAAACUGGGACUUAUCGGUGGAUGGCACCAGAGCUUUACAGCACGGUCACAUUAAGGCAUGGCGAGAAGAAGCAUUACAAUCACAAGGUGGAUGCAUACAGCUUUGCCAUUGUUUUAUGGGAGCUCGUCCAUAAUAAGUUGCCUUUUGAAGGCAUGUCGAAUCUACAAGCUGCAUAUGCUGCAGCCUUCAAGAAUGUGAGGCCAAGUGCUGAGAACCUCCCUGAGGAUUUAGCAUUGAUUGUAACUUCAUGUUGGAAAGAAGAUCCAAAUGACAGACCCAACUUCAGCCAAAUUAUACAAAUGCUCCUGCACUAUCUCUCGACGAUAUCACCUGCAGAGCCGGUAAUUCCAUUGCGGAUUUUCAGAUCAGAGAAUGCUGUACUGCCACCAGAGUCACCGGGUACCAGUUCGUUAAUGGCGGUUAGAGAAGAAGCAGGAGACACACCGAAAACCAACACAGAAGAAGAAAAGCCUAAAGGCCUCUUCUUCUGCUUUAACCAGUGUUACUAAAUCCUCAAAAAGGGCCACAAUUACAACCUCCUGAGACAUUUAAAAAAGAAAAGCAAAAAAGGAAAAAAAAAAACUAUUAGGAAAACAUAAUAAACAAACAAUACCCUCUGUAAAAAUUGAACAAGAUGUUACUUUGAAUUAGUCAUUUGAGAAACCACAAGAAGAAAAAAGCUGCCUUUUGUCUGAUUUUACUGUCAAAAUUUAUGUAGCUCUCUCACUCUCUCAUUCUCUUUUAAUCACAUUAGCCUAUAGUUUUAAAAGUCAUGGAGUUGGGUUUGCUGUGAUGUAAUUAAAUUGUAAAAUAAAGGUUCAUCCAAAAGCCUUUACUCUAUUAACAACUUACAACUUCUUUACUUGAAUGAAAGAAAAAAAAAGGAAAAACAUUUGGGGUUUGGUUUAAUCA